This is a messenger RNA of Sinocyclocheilus rhinocerous, 3208 nucleotides long. Its product is annotated as lysine-specific demethylase 7A-like. The transcript is spliced from 18 exons. Bases 3 to 2285 code for a protein of 760 amino acids. Lineage: Eukaryota; Metazoa; Chordata; Actinopteri; Cypriniformes; Cyprinidae. The record is from RefSeq and is a predicted model, not a curated record.
AGAUGGCGGCUGCCCCGCUCUACUGUGUCUGCCGGCAGCCCUAUGAUGUUAACCGGUUUAUGAUCGAAUGCGACAUUUGUAAAGACUGGUUCCACGGCAGUUGUGUUCAGGUAGUGGAGCACCAUUCUGCUGAUAUCGAUGUUUAUCACUGUCCCAACUGUGAGCCCAUCCAUGGACCCUCUAUGAUGAAAAAGCGCAACAACUGGCACAGGCAUGACUACACUGAGCCAAAUGAUGGCACACGCCUCGUUCAGGCAGGAACUGCUGUGUUUGUACAGCAACUCCAGGCCAGGAGCUUUGCCAGUGGCCAUGAGAUUCUGGUGCCAAUGCAGGGGAGCCAGGUGACCCAGCGCUACCUGGAGACGGAGGGCUUCCAUUACCCCAUAGCGGUCCAUGACCUGGAUGGACUGGGGCUUAAACUGCCCCCUCUCUCGUUAUCUGUCAGUGAUGUGGAGCAUUAUGUGGAUGUUAAUAACUACUGGCCUGAUGACUCGUUCUUCCCCAAACCAUUUGUGCAGAAGUAUUGCCUCAUGGGAAUGAAAAACAGUUACACAGACUUCCACAUCGAUUUUGGAGGAACUUCAGUGUGGUAUCAUGUUCUCUGGGGGGAGAAGAUUUUCUACUUGAUCAAGCCGACUAAGGCUAACCUUGCACUAUAUGAGUCCUGGAGCUCAUCACCCAAUCAGAGCGAAGUAUUCUUCGGGGAUAAAGUCGACAAGUGUUACAAAUGUGUGGUGAAGCAGGGAACAACCAUCUUCCUCCCCACUGGUUGGAUCCAUGCAGUGCUCACUUCUCAGGACUCCAUGGCCUUUGGUGGGAACUUCUUGCAUAACUUAAACAUAGGCAUGCAGCUCAGGUGUUAUGAGAUGGAACGCAGACUGAAGACUCCAGAUCUCUUUAAGUUCCCAUACUUUGAGGCCAUCUGCUGGUAUGUGGCCAAAAACCUUCUGGAGACCCUUAAAGAGCUGCGGGAGGAUAAAUGUCAAGCUCAGGGUUAUCUAGUGGACGGAGUGAAAGCUUUAAUCUCAUCACUGAAGACAUGGCUGAGGCGGGAGUUGACUCAACCCAACAGUGAGGUUCCAGACCAUAUCAGGCCAAGCCGUCUCAUUAAAGCUCUGACCAAGGAGAUCCUAUACCUGGAGGAUGAAUCGAAUAAAGCUGGAAAAUCUCAGGGAAGUGCUGAGUGCUCUUUAUCACGCACAACACUGGAGAAGGAAUAUCAGGCACAGCGGGCCGCUCGUCAUCUUCACCACCAUCAUCAUCAUCACAGCCACAAACUGCCCUCUAACUUGGAUGUCCUGGAGCUUCACACGCUGGAGGUAUUAAAGAGACUGGAGGUCGGGCCUCUUGAGGAGGACCCAGCCUUCAGCUCCAAAGUGAAUGGCAAGCUCAAGAAAGUGUCUUCAGUGUCUGCAGUAGCUGUUGAGGGUAGUAAUGACAACGCCCUGCGCCUGGUGCUAUGCAACGGCAAAAUUAUGCGCGAGAGGUUAGCGAUCAGUAAUGUGGCAGCCAAAGUCAGUGGAGUGGAAAUGUUGCAGUACCAUCAACACGGGAUCAAAUGGGAAAGAAUGUCGAUGUGCCAACAAGAAAAAGUGAAAAAAGAAAAGCGAGAGGAUGAAUUAAGAGUGCACUGCACUAUCCAGAAACCAGUCAAUCACGGUCUAACUGUGCAGACAGAACUCAGGACAGAGUCGCCACUUGUAACGUCUUCAGACAGCGACUCGGAGUCAGAAGCAGAAGAUUCUGCUGAGAAACACUCCGAGUCAGAGAGUUCUGAGGAAGAGGAUGGAGGAAGCAAGAGAGACUCGGGGAGUUUUGUGGAGCAUCUGAGCGGCCGGCAGCACGGCCACCAUAAGCAAGCACUAAAACGAGAACGCCCUACCUCACCGAGCACAGAUGAUGCCAUUCAGGGCAUGCUGUCUAUGGCGGGGCUGCUGUGUCAGCGGGCGUCAGCAGGGGGCGAUAUUUUACAGCAGCACUGGUGGUCCAGUCAGGGUAACAGUAACAGCAGCAGCAGCAGCAGCAGUGACUCGUGGGACAGCAGUGAACCCUGCUCGGCAGCCCGCAGCCCGGAGGGAGAGGAUGGGAGUCUCGGAGAGGAGUAUUCAUAUAGAGAGAGCUCACUUUCUCCUCCCCUCCACCCCUCCAAAAGACACGCCCCCAACACCACACCCAUCAGCAACCAGGCCACUAAAGGAAAGCGUCCUAAGAAAGGACAGGUGACGGCUAAACAGAGGCUUGGGAAGAUAUUGAAAAUGAGCCACCAUAAAGGCUUAUUCCUGUAGCAUGACGGAGGAAAAAACGAGACGUGUAAUAAAUCAACACAGCUGCUUUUCUUAAUACGCUGUGACUAUCAUCACACACACAGUUCUCUUACUCACUGUGCAUAUGUUUAGGUGAUAGGGUAUGUUUAAUGGCUCACUUUAUUUUCACCAAUCACACAAAAUACAAACAUCAGCACAGGGAAACUGCUUUACUUUGGACAGCAUUUCAACAUUAACAGCCAAGAGUUUCAAGAGGAAGCACAGAAACGGAUAGUCGGAGGUCCAGAGAGCAGCGUGUGUUCCGGAAACGAGCCGCAAGUGUGUAUCCGCGGGCUGAGGCCUCUCCUCUCCCCUCCCUACCUCUUACCGCAUCUGUAGCAUGAGUGUCCUGGCGCUCGCAGGCUAAGGACGUCUUCUUAGCCCUCUACAGCCCGACAUUGGUCUUCGGAUUCCCCGCAAGUCAUUAUCAAUCUGCCUAUUUCUCUCUCCUUUGAUUGUCUCAGGCUGAUGUAUGAGCUUUUGAAAUGGUGCUGAAUCCUUCUCCAGUCCCCUCUGCCCCUGUAAGCAAUAAUUGUACAGCAGUGAGUGAUGUAUUGAUGAUUUAGUGGGCCGCACUUUUAGGAUGCGCAGGAAGUCCUCAUAGUGGAAAGUAUUGUACAACCAUCAAAAGAAAUCAAAAAGUGGCAAAGAUAUAACAUGAUUUUCCUUGAUUUGACUGUUUAUUCUCCGGCGGACUUAAAUAGGCGAUUUAAAGGAAUAUUCUGAGGUAAUUUUUGUAUACCGUUCAAGUUCUGCUGAGGAAAAUAAAUUGGAGUUGUACCUUGUUUUGUAAAAACAAAACGUUUAAUUUAAAAAGUUUAGUAUUUCUUGUCAACCUUUUUGGUUUAUUUUUAUUAUUAUUAUUAUUUUUAACUAUAUAUCUUCCAAAAGCUAGUGAAAUACUG